This is a messenger RNA of Stomoxys calcitrans (stable fly), 1011 nucleotides long. Its product is annotated as zinc finger protein 593 homolog. The transcript has a single exon. The record is from RefSeq and is a predicted model, not a curated record. Gene Ontology annotation, molecular function: zinc ion binding; nucleic acid binding. NCBI's taxonomy places the organism in Eukaryota, Metazoa, Arthropoda, Insecta, Diptera, Muscidae. The coding region runs from base 294 to 764 and encodes 156 amino acids.
CUGACUAGAAAAGAAUUGACAGCUGCCACAUUAAAUGAAAUCUGUGCAUUAAAUAGCAAACAAAAAAGAUUAAACGAAGAUAUUGCGUAUUUGUUAAUUUAAUAAGUACCGCUUUGUUGAAGGAAUAGGAUCUCAAUAAAUCACUUUUGGAAAAUUAUUGAAACACGAGAGGAAUCCCAACAAAGGCCUGCCGCAAACACCUAUUUUUCUUGUUUACAACAAAAACACGUGUUACGCUUAUAUUCCAUACAUUUUUUUUUCUUCAGAAGAGAGUACCAAAACAAAACUUCAUCAUGGGUAUGGUACAGAAACGUAAGAAAAUGCACUAUGGCGAUACUCAUCUUCAGCGAAGAUGGCGUGUGCGUAAUCGCACCCGAGAUCUGGACCAAAUCGAUCAAGACAUACAAACUCAGUCGGCACAAUUGAUCAAUCAACCUGUAGAUUUGGAAAAGCCAGGUUUUGCCCAAUUCUAUUGCGUUCACUGUGCCAAGUACUUUAUCGAUGAUGUUGCCAUGCAAGCACACUUUCGUACUAAGGUCCACAAACGUCGUCUAAAGGCUUUGGAAGUUGAGCCUUACUCGAUAGAAGAAUCUGAACGUGCCGCUGGUCAUGGUAAUUAUCAAAAACCUAAGAAACGUCAUAUGGAAACUCAGCCAUCAAAAGAUGAAGUCAAAGCUGGUAAACGCAUUCGGGUAGAAGUAGUGGACGAAGAGGCAGCAACUACAUCGAAAAAAGCAGCAAAAAUGCAGAAAAUGGAAACAUAGUAUGUAAAAAGAGGGCUUCAAAUGGUACUGGCUUAGUGAUAAUGAUAUACAUAAUUUUAGGAUAAUUUCUCCCUUUUAAAAUAAAAUGAAUUUUCUAAAUGUAAAAAAAAAACAUUUUUUAUAAAUUGUAUGUAGAAAUCAUUAUUUGAGUAUUUCAAAUAUUGUAACUAAAAGAGACUCAAUGAAAAUGUAAUAAAAGGAAGUGAUGCCUUUGUCAAUCCAAAUGUCCUUUAAGGGGCUUUAUGUA